Molecule: messenger RNA, 1538 nt
Organism: Galleria mellonella (greater wax moth)
Lineage: Eukaryota; Metazoa; Arthropoda; Insecta; Lepidoptera; Pyralidae
Product: clotting factor G beta subunit-like
Exons: 10
Coding region: 305-1519 (404 amino acids)
Biological process (GO): proteolysis
Molecular function (GO): serine-type endopeptidase activity
Source: RefSeq, a predicted model, not a curated record
CAAUUUAGUAUCGACUCUCCUUAGGAAGAGAUUACACGGUCACUGAUAAAUUGUAUAGUAUUUCUUUUUAAUAAUAAAUUAAUUAUACGGCGUAAUAAUUAUUGUAAUAGUUAACUUUUUUUUUUAAUUUAUGUCAUAAUCUAAAUAUGUUGAUAUUCUUUAUCUAUGUAUACAAUGUAUUAUAACUAAUUUUUUUUUUUAAUUUAUAUACAUUUAGAUUACUAAAAUUAAAAUAGAAAUUGUUCAAUGAAAAUGUAUUAGAUCUAGGUUUUUUUUUUUUUACUUUUUUUAUGUACAUAAAAAAAUGUGGAAAGAAACUUUAAUUUGUAUGUCUUGCAUGUUGUUGUAUGUUUUCGCAAAUGGUAACUCAACGGAAUUGAAUGAAGGGGACCCCUGCAAAGCAGACGAUGAUAGUUCGGCAUUCUACGUUCACAUAUCAGUAGGCAUCGGAGCUGCAGAAGACGCUGACGACGAUGACGACGAUGACGACGAUGACGAUGAUGACGACGGAAAAGCAUUAAAUGUAUGUAAAGAACGUGAUGAUAAUUCCAUGGUAUGUUGUUCCAAAUCGAAGAUUGAAUCCCUCCAAGAUGAUAGCAAGCAGAGAACUAGUUAUCCAUUUAAAUAUGGCUGCAUCAUGUCUACCAACCGCACUGGCUCUCUUUUAGGACAGAAGGCGUUAGACAAGUGUUCCGCAUAUCAGCAAGAGAUAUGUCCAUGUCAGUUAAUACGAGAAACGAGAAGCAUUAACGUGUCUAAAAUAACUGUUAUCGCCAAUGGUGAAGACGCACAGCCUGAGGAAUUUAGAAACAUGGCUCUACUUGGCUACGGUGACAAUAUCACGACAGCGCAGUGGUCGUGUGGUGGCAGCGUGAUCAGCGAGCGAUACAUCCUCACCGCCGGACACUGCAUCAGCGGGAGGGAGAUCGGCAAUGUGACAUAUAUUGGUCUCGGUAUACUGUCCCGCUCGGAACUCAAAGAUCCAGACCUAGUAUACAGAGUGAAGAGGAUCAUACCGCACCCCGAAUACAAGCCGCCCAGCAAGUACCACGACAUUGCGUUGUUGGAGACGGAACGCGAUAUUGUCUUCUCGGAUGCAAUCCAACCAGCGUGUUUGGAUGUGGAUAGCGUUGAACAGGAUGACCAUGAAGCGACGGCCACCGGCUGGGGUACUCUGGGGUACGAAUCUGAAACUGCUGAAAUUCUUCAAAAGACGAACCUGUUCCAGUUCUCCAAGGAGGAGUGCUCCUCCAAAUACAAACCCUACCGUCUACUGAAGCGCGGCAUCGACCACAGCACGCAGAUAUGUUAUGGACACCGGGAGAGACCCACCGACACUUGCCCGGGCGACAGCGGCGGGCCCCUGCUGAUCAGCAACAAGUUCCUCUGUCUCCACUCCAUCAUCGGAGUGACCUCGUUCGGCUCCGCGUGUGGUCAGACGGGCACACCCGGGGUCUACACCAAGCUAGUUCCAUACUUGCCCUGGAUAGAGAGCGUCGUGUGGCCUUCACUGAAAUAAAUGUUCUGGUAUAAUUUUA